This is a messenger RNA of Spirometra erinaceieuropaei, 2050 nucleotides long. Lineage: Eukaryota; Metazoa; Platyhelminthes; Cestoda; Diphyllobothriidea; Diphyllobothriidae. The record is from the annotation of a GenBank genome assembly.
AUGCUGGGAAUCCACGUCAUCUGCAGGCUGACCGUGGCCCCAGCCGCAAAACUCCCGGUCGACACAAUCAAAACUGAAACAACAUUCUCGAUCUUCCCCCUCCUUCUCCUCCCCGCCGUUCCACUCGCCAGGUGAGUAGAGCGAGACUGCUCACUCUGGAAACCUGGAAGGUUCGUUCUCUUUUAGGCAAUGCAAUGAGCAACUGAUUGGAACGGAGGACAGCGCUAGUGGAUCGGGAACUGACGCGCUACAAGGUGGACAUCGCCGCACUCAUCGAGACUCGAUUCUCCGAACAAGGCCAACUGGAGGAGGUGGGUGCCGACUACACCUUCUUGUGGAGCGGUUGCCCCAGGGCAGAGCGACGAGACGCGAGUGUCGCUUUUGCCAUCCGAAACGAAAUCGUGGGACGUCUGCCCUGUCUGCCGCAGGGCAUCAACGGUCGCCUGAUGAGCCUUCGCCUGCCUCUCCGGGGAGGCAAAUCCGCCACCAUCAUCAGUGCCUACGCUCCACCGAUGACCAACUCGGACGAGGCGAGGAAUAAAUUCUAUGAGGACCUGCAGGCUUUCCUUGCGACUGUGCCGAAGGAGGGUAAGUUGACUGGCAUUGGUGACCCCAACGCCCGCUUUGGCACAGACCAUGAUGCCUGUAGAGAAGCGCUGCGUCACUAUGGUCCUGACGGCUCAAUGACAAUGGCCUGCUCCUCCUACAAGCCUGCGCAGAACACCAGCUUGUCCUGACCAAUACCUUCUGCGUACCUAGGCGAGAGAAGGCCACCUGGAGGCCUCCUCGGUCGCGUCAGUGGCACCUGCUGGACUAUGUCCUCGUCCAGAGGGAUGUGCUGGUGACGAAGGCGAUCGCGGGCGCUGAUGGGUGGACCGACCAUCUCGAAGAUGCUGAUUCGCCUACAGCCUCGCGGAAGACCACGAGGUAAACGUCCCCCAAGUAAGCUGAAUAUUGCCUUGGUGUUUUUGCCUGCUCGCCACCUCCAUUUCAGCAACGAGCUAGCUCAAAGGCUAGACAACUUUCCAGUGGCCGCCGCCGCCGCUGCUGCCGAUGAGUACGGCUCCGUGGAGAACCGAUGGAGUCAACUUCGAGACACAGUACAGUCGACGGCGCUGGCCGUCCUCGGUCGCGCACGUUGCCAACAUCAGGAAUGGUUGGAUGACAACGAUGCCGUCAUCAGCAAUCUGCUCGCCGAGAAGGACCGCCUACACAGAGCCUGCGUAGACCAUCUCACUGAUGACAACAAAGCUGCUUUUUACCGCAGUCUCCGCCACCUACAGCAACGUCUGUGCGUGAUGCAGAACGUCCAGACUGCUCGCAAAGCUGAGGAGAUCCAAGGGUACGCGGACCGCAACGAAUAAAAGAACUCCUUCUCCGCGAUCAAAGUUGUCUACGGUCCGCCGACAAAGGGCACUGCUCCUCUCCUCAGCGCCGACGGCAGUACCCCCUUGACUGAGAAGACGCAAAUUUUACAACAAUGGGCCGAGCACUUCCGAGGCGUCUUCAACCGUCUCUCCAUCAUCUCUGACGCCGCCAUCGCAUGUCUGCCUCAGGUGGAGUCUAACGCUGACCUAAACCUACCGCUCUCUCUCUCUCUCUCCACGAAACCAUCAGGGCCGUGCAGCAGAUCUCCAGCAGGAAAGCUCUCGGAUCGCACGUGAUCCCUGCUGAGACCUAUAAGCACGGUGGCCUCCAACUCAUGGAUCCUAUGACUGCGCUCUUCCAGGAGAUGUGGCGUCAAGAUGCCCCGCAGGAUUUCAAAGACGCCACAAGCGGAGAGGAAACCGCCAGCUCUAACACAACCCCGAGCCAUGUCCUUGCUGAACAUCGCGUGGAAAAUUUGCGCUCUCAUCAUUUUCCAACGUCGGAACAAUCACCUAGAAAAAGGUUUUCCGCCGAAAAGCCAGUACGGCUUCCGUCGUCAUCGUGGGACCACGGACACGGUCUUCGUCGAUCGCCAACGUCAGGAGAAUUGUCAGUACAUGUGGGUCCACCUGUACUCUACAUUCGUCGGUCCGAUGAAAGCUUUCGACAGGGUGGAUCUUGA